Messenger RNA from Salvia miltiorrhiza (redroot sage), 1678 nucleotides. RefSeq names its product transcription factor MYB73-like. Gene Ontology annotation, biological process: regulation of DNA-templated transcription. Lineage: Eukaryota; Viridiplantae; Streptophyta; Magnoliopsida; Lamiales; Lamiaceae. The record is from RefSeq and is a predicted model, not a curated record. The coding region runs from base 348 to 1301 and encodes 317 amino acids. Gene Ontology annotation, cellular component: nucleus. The transcript has a single exon. Gene Ontology annotation, molecular function: RNA polymerase II cis-regulatory region sequence-specific DNA binding; DNA-binding transcription factor activity, RNA polymerase II-specific.
AUACCCGGAAUUUAUGUAAAUCUGAUUUCCAUAGGUGUCCCGCUUAAUCCCCCGCUAAUCGACGCGUGUCCCGUGCCAGCUAUACACUAGUAACUGCCCUUUCAGCCGGUCACCGCCACCGGCUCAGCCGGUAAUCCCUAUCCUCUUUGGCCUCCCUCGUAUAUAUAUACCCCUCUCCUCCGCCUCCUCUUUCCUCUCAUCGCUAAGGCGAGGCUCCGCCUCUCCAACUAUUUAACCUACACAUACAAAAUCCUGCAUCUAACCCACUCACAUAUUCCAAAAAUUUCAGGGUUUUAGGUUAUUUUUCCUUGAGAAGAAAUUAUAUCCGGAAAUCUAGGGUUUCCGAUAUGGCGGCGAGAAGCGAAGCGGAUCGGAUAAAGGGCCCGUGGAGCCCGGAGGAGGACGAGCUGCUUCAGAAGCUUGUGGAGAAGCACGGCCCGAGGAACUGGUCGUUGAUCAGCAAAUCGAUCCCAGGGCGGUCGGGGAAAUCGUGCCGGCUGCGGUGGUGCAACCAGCUCUCGCCGCAGGUGGAGCACCGGGCCUUCACGCCGGAGGAGGACGAGACGAUCAUCCGCGCCCACGCGCGGUUCGGCAACAAGUGGGCCACCAUAGCCCGGCUCCUCUCGGGCCGGACCGACAACGCCAUCAAAAACCAUUGGAACUCCACGCUGAAGCGCAAGUGCGUCUCCAUGUCUGAAGAGUUCAACGACUUCGAUCCCGAGGCCCGCCAGCCGCUGAAACGAUCGGCCAGCGUUGGGCCGGGCACGAAUAUAUCUGCUUCGGGCUUCUACUUCAACCCGGGCAGUCCCGACGGGUCGGAUAUGAGCGAUUCCAGCCAUUCGGGCCAUCUCGUAUACCGUCCUAUCGCCCGAACUGGCGGGAUCUCCCCGCCCGACCCGCUGCCCGACCCGGUCACAUCGCUCAGCCUUUCGCUGCCCGGAUUCGACCCGAGCCCGAGCCCUUCAGCGGAUGUAAGCGCUAGAUCUGUUUUGGAGCUUGACCCGCAAAUUGUAGUGGAUCCUCCCGUGCUUCCGCAACACUCAAUUCAAAUGUUGGCGUCUCACCCUCCUCCUCCGCCACCGCCACCAGCUGCUCCGGCGGCGGUUCAAACUCAUCAGUUUGCCGCUGCGGCGGCGGAUAAGCAGUUUUUCAGUGCGGAAUUUUUGGCGGUGAUGCAGGAUAUGGUGAGGAAGGAAGUCCGGAAUUACAUGGCAGGAAUCGAACAGAAGGGUUUCUGUAUGCAGAGCGAGGCUAUUAGGAAUGCGGUGGUGAAGCGGAUGGGUAUUAGCAAGAUUGACUGAAUCGGCGGAAGUUAAAUCAAAUUCAAUGAUGAAAAACACAAGAUAAAAAUUCUCUUUUUGGGAGAGGCAUAUUUUAGUUUAAUUUCAAGAUUAGUAGAUUGAUUUCAAUCUUUGGUUAGAGAGAGGAAAAAAUAACUUUGGGGUUGUACAGAUGAGAAAGGGGAGGAGGUGGAAAUGGCGAUGAGCAAGAAAUUUCGUGAGAGAAAAUUGCCUGGGAAAAUUGUGAGAUUAAGAGGGUUGUGAUGAUGAUGAACUGGGGAAAGAAAGUUUUAGUUGGUUAAAUUAAAUGUUUAUAUUUUCUCUGCUGUUGAACAUCAAUUUUUGGCCUUCUGUUUUAAGAUUUUGAACUCAAAUCAAUGCCUUACUUGAACUCAAAA